Molecule: messenger RNA, 744 nt
Organism: Oncorhynchus gorbuscha (pink salmon)
Lineage: Eukaryota; Metazoa; Chordata; Actinopteri; Salmoniformes; Salmonidae
Product: C-X-C motif chemokine 11-like
Exons: 4
Coding region: 63-488 (141 amino acids)
Biological process (GO): immune response
Cellular component (GO): extracellular region
Molecular function (GO): chemokine activity
Source: RefSeq, a predicted model, not a curated record
GGACGUUUUCUGGGAAAGAACAUGGGAUUUGGGAAAACCCUCUGCAGUUUAUAAAAAGCACAAUGGAUCCCACUAGUUCUUCACUUUUCACUUUCACUUCACGGCCUCUUGACUCCUCACCCUCCGCAUCUUCUCACCUCUCGCUAAUUACAUUCACCAUGGCCUUCGCACCAAAAGCCUGCAGUCUUUUCCUGGUGGUUGUGCUGGGAGUUUGUAUACAGCUCAACGGAGCUCAACACGUUCCAGGUGCCAGAUGCAAAUGCCCAGGAACCAUUAUGCACACUCAGGAAAUCAUUGGUGACUUUGAAAUCAUCGAAAAGACCCACUACUGUGACACUACUGAAAUCAUUAUUACACUGGCAGAAGAUGGAGCCAGAAGGUGCCUGAACCCUGUUGGAAGAAAGGCCAUGUUUUUCGUCAACUGCUGGAACAGAAUAAACAAGGACAACACGCAAAAGAAGAGGUGUCUUAAGAGAAAAGCAGAGUGAAUGUAACGGAGGAGGGAAGAAGGGGCAUGGAAAACCCAACAGCUGGAUUUUCCCUGAAGUCAUGUGACCAAUCACACACAAGAAGAAUGUUGGGGGCUGACACUGCACUUUAGAGAGAGAGAGAGAGAGAGAGAGAAAGAAAGGAAGGAAGAAUGAGAGAGAGAGAGAGAGAGAGAGAGAGAGAGAGAGAGAGAGAGAGAGAGAGAGAGAGAGAGAGAGAGAGAAAGAAAGGAAGGAAGAAGAGAGAGAGAGAGAG